AUUUGAUCGAAUUAUUCCAUAAUUUCGUCAAAAUAAAGUAAUAAAAAAAAAUAUUAUAAAAAGAUAUUUUAAGAUAUCUAUAAUAUGUUUAUUUAAAAUUACAAUAUAGUCACAAAAACAUGGCGCUGUGUUAUAUGAGAUUGCUUUCUCGAAGAAGCAUUGAUCCUUGUACUUUUCGGAAUUUUUACACUUGCAGUUCACGAAAUAUCGCUGUCUCGAAACCUUUAUUUAAAGAAACUACAAUUUGUGAAACUCAUGAUGAAAAGAAUAUGCGCCUCAAGAGACCUUUGUCACCACAUUUGACUAUUUACCAAAUUCAAUUAACAGCAUUUCUUUCAAUUACACAUCGUACAACAGGCAUGAUAUUAUCAAGUUAUGCUAUGUUAUUUGGUAUAGGAACAUUACUCAUCCCAGGAGGUAUUCCUUGUCUCAUAGAAAUAAUCACAGAAUUAGGUUUAUCUGCUCCUGUUCUUUUCGUAGGAAAAACUUUACUUGCUUUACCUGCUACAUAUCAUAUAUUUAAUGGAUUGCGUCAUUUGGCUUGGGAUUUGGGAAUGUUCCUCACAAUUAAGGAAGUGUAUAGUACUGGUUAUGCAGUGAUUGCACUAUCAGCACUUUCUGCUAUUGCUCUUGCUGCUAUAUAAAUUUAGAUAAUUAUAUUAUGUUGAUAUAACUUCUAUCAAAAAUUAAUUGUAUUAUUAGAUCAAUAAUAAUUUAUCUUGUACUUUGCGCAAAUUAUAUUAAAUUUAUAACAAAAACAGAACUAGAUGCUAUUAGUAAUUAAUAGAUAUUAUUAAUAAUUAAUUUUUAAUAGUAAUGUAAACAAAUUUAAAAAUUUAUUUAACAAUUAUAUUUAUAUUUUAAUAUAUGCAUAUUUAAAUAUAUGCGAAUAUGUUAAUAAAUAUAUCAUA
Molecule: messenger RNA, 911 nt
Organism: Apis dorsata (giant honeybee)
Lineage: Eukaryota; Metazoa; Arthropoda; Insecta; Hymenoptera; Apidae
Product: succinate dehydrogenase cytochrome b560 subunit, mitochondrial-like
Exons: 5
Coding region: 120-644 (174 amino acids)
Biological process (GO): tricarboxylic acid cycle; mitochondrial electron transport, succinate to ubiquinone
Cellular component (GO): membrane
Molecular function (GO): succinate dehydrogenase activity; electron transfer activity
Source: RefSeq, a predicted model, not a curated record